Contarinia nasturtii (swede midge) is the source of this 2500-nucleotide messenger RNA. RefSeq names its product NADP-dependent malic enzyme (gene Men-b). The transcript is spliced from 12 exons. Lineage: Eukaryota; Metazoa; Arthropoda; Insecta; Diptera; Cecidomyiidae. Gene Ontology annotation, biological process: malate metabolic process; pyruvate metabolic process. Gene Ontology annotation, molecular function: malate dehydrogenase (decarboxylating) (NAD+) activity; malate dehydrogenase (decarboxylating) (NADP+) activity; NAD binding. The record is from RefSeq and is a predicted model, not a curated record. The coding region runs from base 536 to 2476 and encodes 646 amino acids. Gene Ontology annotation, cellular component: mitochondrion.
AAUGUAUGUUGGUUGCCUGCUUCUGUUACGGAAUGAAUCGUGUAUAAAACACAGUGUUGGAUAAUGAUUUUGUAGUUGUGUGCAUAUCUCAUUCAUUCAGAGUACACACAGAAUAUAGCGACAUCGACGAAAAGAGAGAAUCCACGAAUUUGAGUUGCGCAGGACGUAACCUUACGCGUACACACGUUGCUUCGUUGUUAUUACUAUUAUUUGGCUAAUAUUUCAUCGUAGUAUUUUUACCCAUUUCGCUUGAAAAGUCAAAAUUUCAGCCAGCAACUAAUUGUUUAACACAAAAACUUCCAUCGUUUCGUUGUUUUUUUGUUAUUCGUAUUCACGGCAUUCUCUCAUCUAGUGCACAGUAAAAUUUAGAAUUUCCAUUUUCGAAUGGAUAUUUGAGAAUCGAAUCAAACGCCAAAACUAUACACGUACGGUCACAGUUUCAUAUCGAUUCGGUUGCAUUGAAAAAAGUGAAUAUUUGUUUUAUUAAAGGAAAAAUAUUGCUGUGAAACCAAUAGUGAUAAAAACCAAAAAAAGAAUGUUCGCCCGUAAUAUUUUAAAAUGUGGUUCUCCGAAAAAGCAGAAUCUUUCGGCAAUUGGAAGAGCUUUAGGAGCAGCUUCCAGCGAUAAAUCGCAGCUUGUGGUUCCAUCGCGUUCCUAUGCGUUUGAGGUGACCGGCGACAUUAUUUGCCCCGGCUUUGUUCAAGGUAUCGAUCAUCUACGGGAUCCACGUUUGAACAAGGGAUUGGGCUUUACAUUGGAAGAGCGUCAAGUGCUCGGUAUCCAUGGAUUGCAGCCGGCUCGAUUUAAAUGUCAAGAAGAACAAAUCGAAUUGUGUAAAAUAUCCAUAAAUCGAUACCAAGAGGAUCUUAACAAGUAUUUGUACUUAAUCGACUUACAAGAUCGAAACGAGCGAUUGUUUUUCCGUCUUGUGUCUGAAAAUGUUGCCCAGAUGAUGCCAAUCAUCUAUACACCGACUGUAGGCUUGGCUUGUCAGAAAUUCGGUCUAAUUUACCGUAGACCAAGAGGAUUGUUUAUAACGAUAAAUGACAAGGGACACGUUUACGAUGUCAUUCGCAAUUGGCCAGAGCCCGAUGUUCGUGCCAUCGUCGUCACGGAUGGUGAGCGUAUUCUUGGUUUAGGAGAUUUGGGUGCAUGCGGUAUGGGCAUUCCUGUUGGAAAGCUUGCUCUUUACACAGCAUUAGCCGGAAUUAAACCACAUCAAUGUUUACCAAUUUUAAUCGAUGUUGGAACGAAUAACAAAGAUCUUUUAGAAGAUCCACUAUACAUUGGAUUGCGCCAGAAACGUGUCACCGGUCCUGAGUAUGAUGAAUUCAUUGAUGAAUUUAUGGCGGCAGUAGUAAAGAAAUACGGUCAAAAUACAUUGAUUCAAUUUGAAGACUUUGGAAAUCACAACGCAUUCAGAUUUUUGGAUAAAUACCGUGACAAUUAUUGUACAUUUAACGAUGAUAUUCAAGGUACAGCCGCUGUUGCUGUCGGUGGAUUGUAUGCAUCGUCAAGAUUGACGGGCAAAACAUUUGCCGAUUCGACAAUUUUAUUCGUUGGUGCCGGUGAAGCUGCCAUUGGUAUUGCCGAUCUUUGCUGUAAAGCAAUGGAAGCCGAUGGAAUAUCAACAGAGGAGGCACGUGGAAAAAUUUGGAUGUGUGAUAUCGAUGGCUUAUUGACAACAACACGUAAAGAAGGAAGUUUAGAGGGGCACAAAAAACAUUAUGCUAAAGACUGCCAACCAAUGAAAGAUUUAGCACAAGUCGUCGAAGAAGUCAAACCAACCAUAUUGAUUGGUGCUUCAGCCACACCAGGACUAUUUACACCAGAAAUUCUUAAAAAAAUGGCCAAAUUCAAUGAACGACCAAUUGUGUUUGCACUAUCAAAUCCAACGAGUCGAGCUGAAUGUACUGCCGAACAGGCGUUCCAAAAUACUGAUGGUCGCAUCAUUUUCUGUUCGGGAUCACCUUUCCCACCAGUAACAAUUAAUGGCAAAACCUAUAAACCAGGUCAAGGCAAUAAUGCCUACAUUUUCCCAGGUGUCGCACUUGGUGUAAUUGCCACAUUAAUGCAUCAUAUUCCCGAUGAUGUGUUCUUGAUUGCAGCACGUGAAUUGGCCGCAAGUGUACGAGAUGAAGAUUUGGCCGUUGGUUCAUUGUAUCCACCAUUGGAUUCAAUUCGUGAAGUUUCAUUGAAAAUCGCCAUUGGCAUUACAAAAUAUGCAUAUUGCAAAGACAACAUAUUGUAUACAGGUGAAGAGAUGCGUAAAUAUUAUGAAAGAAAGGGUAUCGCUGCCAAAGGCCUAGCUUCAACCUAUCCAGAGCCAGAGGAUAAGAAAAAAUGGCUUGAAGAUCAAUUGUACAACUUCAAUUACGAGAGCUCAAUGCCGGUAACAUGGAAAUGGCCACAACCAACGCCAAUGAAAACGCGUGAGCUUAAGCCAGUCAAAUUGACCGAACGUGAAGAAAUUUAAUCAAAUUACAAAAAAAAAAAUAAA